UCCUCCUGAUAGUGCAGCCAGUGGGUGUUGCAAGAGGAGGGAAGGAGAGCAAGGCAGUGAGAGAGAGGGGAAAAGAGAGAGGACAGGCAAAGGACCAUAGCCAGCGUUAUAGAGAGGGAGAGCACGAACACUCAACAACAUUACAGGAGGUACGCGUGGGAACAGCAGCCCACUGGAAAAGCAGAAGCAGAGUAGAAGACAGAAGAGGGUGCGCUAAACGAACGUGUCAGAGCCUGUUGGUCUGUCUCUGUGUGUGUGAGCUCAGUGUGUUUCCACGGUUCUCCUGAGGCCGUGGCAGCCAUGGCGUCAGAGCCUAGCACCCAGUCCAGGGUGAUGUUCCAGGCAGCGGACAAAACAGAGGAGCCGGCACACCGCAAGCUGGGCAAGCUGACAGUCAAAUACAACCGCAAGGACCUGCAGAGGAGGCUGGAUAUCGAGGAAUGGAUCGACGGGCAGCUGCACCUGCUGUUUGACUGUGAGGAGGAAGAGAUUCCAGAGUUAGAGAUUGAUAUAGAUGAGCUCCUGGAGCUGACAGAUGAGGGGCAGAGAACCCGUCUGCAGGAGCUGUUGCAGGAAUGUGGAAAGCCAAAAGAGGAUUUUAUCAACGGGCUGCUCUACAGGAUAAAGGGUCUACGCAAAAUGUCCGGCCCCUUGAAGAAAUAAUUAUAGGUCAAAUAAAGAAUGGAGACAAUGUGGAGCCUCUCAUCUUCCCACCUCCCAUGCGUUAACUGUAACAUGUCAGUGGAACUCUCUUCAUGCCCUCUGCCACCCCUUUUUGGGUCUUAACACCAGAGCAGACAAGUUUUGAAUGGAAUUUUUUUUUCACUUUAAUUUAUGGACUGCUAUAACAUUUUGUCUUAAACAUACCAAUAAUGCACAUGUGAUAAAAGCUGUACCGACUAUCACUCAGAUGGACUGUUUUUUUUUUUUUUUGUGGAAGACUGUACAUUUUCGGUUGCCUAUUUAUGUACAUAAAUAUUUUUGCUCUGAUAACAGUGUUGUUAUGUCGAAAUAAAAUUGAACAUUUUCAAUACAAGGCUGUUGAUGACUCAUCAAAAAAAA
This is a messenger RNA of Sander lucioperca (pikeperch), 1062 nucleotides long. RefSeq lists its product as uncharacterized. Gene Ontology annotation, molecular function: protein serine/threonine phosphatase inhibitor activity. Gene Ontology annotation, cellular component: cytoplasm. The coding region runs from base 301 to 663 and encodes 120 amino acids. Gene Ontology annotation, biological process: regulation of phosphorylation. The record is from RefSeq and is a predicted model, not a curated record. NCBI's taxonomy places the organism in Eukaryota, Metazoa, Chordata, Actinopteri, Perciformes, Percidae. The transcript has 4 exons.